This is a messenger RNA of Diuraphis noxia (Russian wheat aphid), 4457 nucleotides long. It is a transcript of the gene rod, whose product is annotated as kinetochore component rough deal. NCBI's taxonomy places the organism in Eukaryota, Metazoa, Arthropoda, Insecta, Hemiptera, Aphididae. Gene Ontology annotation, biological process: protein localization to kinetochore involved in kinetochore assembly; mitotic sister chromatid segregation; mitotic spindle assembly checkpoint signaling. Gene Ontology annotation, molecular function: small GTPase binding. The record is from RefSeq and is a predicted model, not a curated record. Gene Ontology annotation, cellular component: kinetochore microtubule; cytoplasm; RZZ complex.
UUAAGUGAUGCAUUAACAGUUUGGAGUCGUCAUAUUUCAGAAAUUAAGUAUUACAUUAAUGAUGAAUUUAUCAAUAAAUAUUUUUCAAGCACGCCGUUUUCUGUAGAUAUUUACGAUUUAAAAUUAUGGGUUAUGAGUUUUGCUUCUACUACUCUUUCUAUGUAUUAUGAUGAAACAGUUUCUUCUAUGGUUUCUUAUAUAGAAAGUAAAGUUAGAUGGAAUGAAUUAUAUUUACAUUUAGAUUGGAUCAAUCCUAGCUUAGAAAUUUGUCGUUUUUUUCUAAACAUCAUUAAUCAAAUUGUUUCAUCUCCUUUAUGUCUAAGUAUUUCACGACCAACUGAACCUCAAAUUAAACUAAUCUUAUUGAUAAAAUACUUGGCUGAAUUAAAGGAAUUGAAUGAUAAUUUUGGUGUUAAGAUUACUUUGGAUGAUUAUGAAUUAUCUCAUGAAGACAAAAAUUAUUCAGAGUUGUCAUUCAUAAUUUUAGAUCAAAUACAAAUGAAUACAUUUUCUGAUUUUAUAGCCACAUUUUGGUCAACAUUUACACUUCAGCGGUUCUUAAAUUCUGAUGAAAUUUUAUCUGCUUAUAUUAAAAACAUUGUUAGUCAAGUUGAUUGUUGGUGGUCUUGGGAAGAAAAAGCAACUUUGAUACUUAAUUUCAUAUCCAACAAAGAGAUCAAAUCUGAUUCAGCUUUAAGCAUUUUGAAAGCAGCUAGUAUACCUUGGUCUGAACUUAUGGUUAAACUUUGUGAUGAAACACUUAAUACUGAUUUGAAUACUGCAGCUAUUAAAGAUAUAGUAGAAGUGAAGAAUUUACUUACUAGUAAAUUAAUAUUAAAGAGUUAUAAUUUUUCUUUUACAAAUAUCACACCUAGUAUAAUUAUUAUCGCUGUUCAAAAUAUUUGUUCCCAAAAUCGCUCAACUGUAUUAGAAGACAUAGUUAAAUUGAUUAGUACACAGUCUGUUACUGUUCAACAAGAAGCGUAUGAGAUUUAUAUACAACAUUUGAUUGAAUCUGGCCUUACAGACAAAGCAAUAGAAUCAAUAACAAAUUCUCAGAUAAUUCCUAAUUCAAUGAUACAGAAGAUAUGCACAACAAUUUGGAUUACAUAUAACAGUUUGAGAAAACAUUCAAUUUUUGUUGAAGAAGCAUCCAAGUAUUUUAUUGUACUAAAAUUUUUGGCUAAAAGUCAAUGCUUAGAUAUUCGUCAAGAGUGUCAACAUAGUGCUAAUGGCUUAAUAAACAUUUAUUAUUUAAAGAAUGAGUUUAAAAUUGAAUGUGAUUUAUCUGAAUAUACUAAUGAAGAAAAACUAUUAAAAAAAUGUGUAAAUUCAGUCAUAAAAGAUGAAUGUUUCAAUGAUAUGAAGACUUCUUCUAUACAAGCUAGAUUAUCAAGGUUAUCUAAUUUAUUAUUCCAGUCUUUUGAAAAUGUAGUAGUACAGUUUGUUAAAGAGUCAGCUUUACAAAAAAAUAACGAAAAUAUAUGUAUAUUUGGUCAAUUUAUAAAUAACUUUGGAAAUGUUGGCCCUCAGCUUGCAACUAAAUUAUUAGAAUUAGGAGAACUUUUAGUAUCUACUUAUGAUCCAGUGACUCAAGCUGCAUUUAAAAUACCACUUUGGACAUUGAUUCGACGAAUUACACAAUUAGUUACCGUUAAUAGUCAAUCAAGUUUGUUAACCAGAGCUGUUGAAUUAAGUCAAUGGGUUGAACCCUUUUAUUUAACUUGUGGAGAUGUGGUGAAUACUGAUAAUAUAGAACUUGGAUUAGCAUAUUCUUGGAGGAACGGAAUUAUUGACAAAAAUUCUAUACACAUAGAAUUUUUUGAACAAUUUAAACUUUAUAGUUCAUUUUUAAAUUUUUAUAAUCCAACAUCUUCAUUAUACUGCUACAAGAAAAUAGAUGUUAAAGAUUCAUAUGAUAGCAUUCUAUCACCAGAUAUAAUAAUGUCUUCGUUAGAAUAUUUCCAAGGUCAGAAUCUUAUUGGUCUUCACAUAACUGUAACACAAAUAAUGUGUUUAUAUCGUGCUAUUCUUAAAAAUCAGCAAACAUUAGAACCAGAAUUAACUAUUAAAGGAAGUAAUUUAAUAAAAAGUAAUGUCAGGCAAAUAUUAAAAAGUGUUACUUAUGCUCGAAACUUGGAUAUGGAUCUAGGGUUAGGUCUUUUAAAUACACUCAAACCACAUGAUGCUUUUAAUUGGAUUGAAGAUGCUUUGAAUAAUGUGGGGAUGAACUAUCAAAAAUUAACAAAUAUUACAGAUUUAGGAUUAGUUUACUUACAAUUAAAUAUUGAUACUGCUGGUGAUUUAUAUGAAACUCUUAAAUCGACAAAAAAUAAAUGUAUUUGGGGUAAAAAAUUGAUGAAGUAUGGAUUUGCAUUUAAAGAUGCAUUUUACAGUUCAGAAUUAGAUCAACGGCAUUUACUACAGAAAAUGAUAAGAUCUCCUAUCAUAACAUUAAAUGUUUUAGYAGACUAUUGCGCAGAUACACAUUUUGAUUUACAACAAACUGCCAAAUUAUUUUUAGAAAGUUGUUUAAUUCAAUGGGAACCAUACACGCCUGGGGAAAACGAAGAGAAGACAUUUGAUUGGAUAGCUAAAAUAAUUGAAGACAAAGAUGCCUUAUUAAAAAAAUGUGAAGACAUUUUCUGUGUUAUUACAGAAAAAACUGAUAUUUUAGAUUUUCUUUGGAAUCAUGUUUGGGAACAAGUGAAUAUUUAUUAYUAUGAAGUAUUUUUAGUAAUAAUGGGUUUAAUUGAAAAAUAUGAUGUAAAUGCAAUUUUAAAAUUUCCUGUUCAAAAAGAAAUUUUAUUAUUUUUGAUGCAAUACAAACGAGUAAGUUUACCUGAAGAACACGAACAAGAAAUAUGGUUUGCAAUGUUCCAAGAAUCACAAUCAUUACCUCCUAUUUCUAAAUAUCGUUUACCUUAUGUUCCACUUGCAAAUAAAAAAAAAAAAAUUGGCCAUCGUGAAAUUCUGGCUUGGAAAAUCAUAAAACCAGAAUUAACAUUUUUAACAUACAAUAAAUGGUUUUCAAUAAUUGAAGCAAUUGGAAUGGACAAAGACACAUUAUGUAUUUUUACUGUAAAGAAUAUGGUUAAUGAGGUAGCUACUAAGGAUAAAAAUGUUGAAUGGUAUUUACAUAUGCGCUUGGAAUCAUUGCUCAGAGAUAUUCAAGAAGUGUUGAGCAAUGUAAAGAAUUUAGAAAUAGUUGCUGCCUCACUAUACUUUGUAGUCAAUAGUUUACCCUUAGGUGCGGAUCAGUUGGCAGCUGCUAAAAUUAGUCAUUUACAAGCUCAAGAAUGGGUAAAAUUAGAAAAUUCAGAAAAUGCCAAGUCUGGUAUUACAAAAGUUGUUACAAAAUAUGUAUUAAUAACAACUAAACAUAUUCUUCACAUGUAUGGUUUUGGAAAAACAAAGUAUUUACAAUUAGCAUUGCAACCUAAUGAAUUAAUUCGAGAAUUGUAUAAUGAUCCAAUAAUACUUAAAAGACAUACAGGUGAAAUAAAGUUGUUUCCUGACAUUAAUGGUGCAGUAGAUGCAAUUGUAGAAGUUCAUGGUAAAGGAGACUUGGCUCUUAAAGUAGAUCUUCUAAAAGAGUGGCUACAACCCUCAUCAUUGGGAUCAAUGGAUUCCCCUGAUAAAAGUUUAAUGUCAACAACUAAUUCAUUUUAUGUAUCUCAAGAAAAUUCAACAAUCAGUGAAGGUGUUUUAAGAGCAUGCUAUUUAUUAGAAAAUGAUACACCAGCGUACAAUUUACAUAAUUUCCUUAUAUGCCAAGCUUAUAAUGAAGAUGACAAUGAUUCUAUGUGCCCAACAAGUGUGCGACUAAGAGCAUUGCAAUGUUUGUGUUUGGUAACAACUGAAAAUAUCGAAGAAAUUACUUGUCGUUCAAAAGAAAUGAUGAAAAAUAAUUUGGUUGAAUUAUCAAUUAUUACUGAAUUGGAAACUCUUGGAAUCAAUUUUUCCCCAGUAAGAUACCGUGGAUGUGAUAAAUCCAAACUAGUCCAAUCGUUGUUGGCAAGAAGAUCACUAAGUUCCACUAAAUUAGCUUCACAUUUAUGUGUUUUAUAUUCAGAUGCCAUGAACCCUAGUAUUUGGGAUUUAUUACUUACUAGAUUAAUUCAUUUUACAAUGAUUAUUGAAUUGGAAAAAGUACUUAACCAUUUGAUGGAUAAAUGGCAUAAGUUGACAUUUGAAAUCGUAGAAAAAGCCUGGAACGUUUUUCUAAGAUCUUCAUUUAAUAGUGCUAAAGAUUCUUAUGAAGUUAUACAUUGUGUCAAGUUAGUUUUCAGUUGUCCAGUCAUAGAUAGCAUUGAUGUAAAAGAAAUGAUUGAACAUUGUCAGCGAUUUCAACUUCAUGAAUAUGUACAAAAGUUGAAGCGCUUGAGUUAAAAUUUUUUAAUUUAGAUAUGUAAAUAAAUAAGUUUUAGUUUAAUUUUUAUACCAAUCUAAAACUA